Messenger RNA from Neltuma alba, 2600 nucleotides. RefSeq names its product protein REVEILLE 1. The coding region runs from base 767 to 2125 and encodes 452 amino acids. Lineage: Eukaryota; Viridiplantae; Streptophyta; Magnoliopsida; Fabales; Fabaceae. The transcript is spliced from 6 exons. The record is from RefSeq and is a predicted model, not a curated record. Gene Ontology annotation, molecular function: DNA binding.
UCCUCCUCCACUCGCCUUCUGUAAUUCGAAGCUUUCAUCUCUCUGUCUUUCUUUUUCUCCCUAAUUUUUAUUAUUUGUGCCCGUUAGAGAGUCUAAACACAAAGGUCUAUUAUUCUCGAACGAAUCACAGAGGAUACAAGAUUCGAGAUCUCUGAUUUUCGGGAGGAUAGUAUUGGGUUCCUUUGCUGAUUGUUUUGUCGCGUCCAUAUCUUUUUCAAUUUUUACUCUUGAACCAUUCAGGCUGUUUUUUUCGGUGGGUUGGGUGCGUUGAUCGGGGUUUAAUCCUUUCACUGGGUCAUUGCUGCUGCUACGCAGUAUCUGAGUCCAUAGCGUAUUUUUCUUGCUUCUUUUCGUUCUGGAAAGAAGAUUUUGAUGGAUUUUUGGCAUUCUUGUGACAAGAUGCUCUUGAUUUGUGUGGAUGAAACCAUGGAAUGGGUAUGGGGGAUUCAUCUGGCUAAUCAGCUUUGACACUUUCGGAUAGUUGCGAGGGUUAUGCAGUUCUGAGUUGGGAAACAGUUUAAAAAUUUGUUCGAUGAUUUUCGAAUAGUGAGACGCGUGCAUUUGCGUAUGGAAUUAUUGAUUGUAUAGGAGAGAAGAAAUCUGGUGUUUUAGAUUUAUUCGUGGUAUUUUUAUUUGGGUACUUGAAUAGGAAAAGGUUGGUUCCUAUCUGGUCUUGUGAUUCUGUGGAUAAGGAAAGACAAUCAAAUCUUUCGGCGAAGUUAAAGACUGUUUGGCACUGUUUGACCGGCGGGUGGUUUCUGCAGCCAUGGCCAUUCAUGAUCAAAAUGGAGUCACCAGACCUCACGGCAGCAUUCCAGUAGGAAAUGGAGUAUCUUUGAGCUCUGGACUACAUCCCGUUGCACGCGCUCAUCUAAAUGAUCAAUUUUCUUGUGCGAAUGACUAUGCUCCAAAGGUAAGGAAACCGUAUACUAUCACAAAACAAAGAGAGAGAUGGACAGAUGAAGAGCACAAGAAGUUUCUUGAAGCUUUAAAAUUGUACGGGCGGGCAUGGCGAAAGAUUGAAGAACAUGUUGGCACAAAGACCACAGUUCAGAUUCGAAGUCAUGCUCAGAAGUUCUUUUCUAAGGUUCUUCGUGAUCCUUGUGGGAACAGUACAGAGUCGAUGGAGUCCAUUGAAAUUCCACCACCACGUCCAAAACGAAAGCCUAUGCAUCCGUACCCUCGUAAGCUGGUGGAGCUCCCUAACAAAGAAGCUUCCAUACCAAAACAGCUAAUGAUGUCUAAUUCUCUGAAAUCAUUAGAUUUUGACCAAGAAAACCAAUCUCCCAAGUCAGUGUUAUCUGCAGUUGGUUCAGACACCCUUGGUUCCUCUGAUUCAGACACACCAAAUGGAAGCUCGUCCCCAGUUUCAUCCAUUAGCACUGUUCAUACCAACAGCUUCGUAGUUGCUGAACCUGAAAUCCUACAAUUGGAGGAGGAUGGGUCUCCACCAUCGGCUGGACUAAAUGCUGAUCUAACUCCUGAUGAGCAACCACUUAUGAAGCAUGAAUAUAUCCGGAAAGAAAGCAUAUCUACCAAGGAAGACGCUGCAGAAGAAUCAUCUGCUCGGAUUCUGAAGCUUUUUGGGACGACUUUAUUGGUAACAGAUAACUGCGGGCUAUCCUCUCCAACAAUGGAAGCAUGCAAGUUGCUUAACUCAAAUUUUUUGCCAAUGAAAUCUCCUGACCGGGAUGUGGAACGUGAUGAGAAUAAUUUGCAUAAUGGAACACGCCGUGCUGUCUAUAACAUGCAUUUUGAGAGUGGAAAUUCAGGGCUUGCAGAAGGUGCUUCUGCUUCUUUUGUUCCAUGUUGGAGUAUUCCCCACAUCAGAUCACUGCCCAAGAAGGUGCAUGAAGGAAAACAACCAGACUCCAGUCUUAGGGAAAUUGAACAUGUAGAAGUUAUAAAUGAAGGAUAUUUGACUAAUCCAAACAUUUGCUCUUCUGUGGAUAAGGAUGAAAAGCCAGAUAUGGAAGCCAAAAGAGAUACUAAAGCUAUUUUUGAUCUGAAGAAGUGUGGGAAAGGGUUUGUGCCAUACAAGAGGUGCAUCGCAGAGAGGGAAAACCACGCCUCAUCAGUAACUAAAGAGGAAAGGGAAGAACAACGGAUUCGCCUUUCCUUGUAAUGAAUUUCAAAUGACUGAUAUUCUUCUUCACAGAAGUUCGCUUUUUCAGCCGUUUCGGUUGGUAUGAAUGAGGAAGGAACGGGAGCUGUGAAGUGUGGGAAUUAUGUAUAAAGAAUCCUCUAAAACUCAGCUGUAAUUUAAGGAGGAAGAGGGGAUAUGUGGUUUAUCUAUGUAAUGUGAGUUUCCCAUGUCUUUCUCUUCAUUCCUUGUUUCUCUCUGAACUUACGGAGUGACUUGGAGGAAAAUUUUGACAUUUCUCCCAUCUGUGCAAAUUUUUGUUAUGGUGCUUUUUGAUUAUUUACAUUUGCUGAAGAAAAAAUCCACAAAUUUUCCUUUGCCUCUCCCCCCUUCCAGAAAUUUUAUGCAUAUACACUAUAAGAUCUACUUUGUGGUAUUUUGUAGUCGUUGUAUGGGUGCUUGUGAUUCUCCAUGUUCUUCUCCCUUAGUUAACUGUGAAUUUUGUAGCUUUUUUCUU